Fragaria vesca subsp. vesca is the source of this 2159-nucleotide messenger RNA. RefSeq lists its product as uncharacterized. Lineage: Eukaryota; Viridiplantae; Streptophyta; Magnoliopsida; Rosales; Rosaceae. The transcript has 2 exons. The coding region runs from base 237 to 1778 and encodes 513 amino acids. The record is from RefSeq and is a predicted model, not a curated record.
UAGUUUUCGGUACACAGCAUGAAAGAACGUGUCGAUGAUUAAGAUUGCUUCGAAAUGUCACCCGUAUUAUUAUGAAAAAGCAAACCAAAAGAGUGUCCGACGAUUAAAAUGGGCCGGGUCAGACCAAAUAGGAUCGCCAUCUUUCAGUUAGUUAGGAGCUCUCUGGCUAAAGCUAACCGAAUUAUCUCUCCGACGAUUUCUCUCUCCUCUUCUCUGCAACCGUUCUAGGGUUCCCCAUGGGGAAGAUGACCUCAAUUGAGUCCGCCACUGCCUGGGGCUGGGCCCUCGAAGCCCUCGCAAGCUCAAAACACGUCGCCGUAUCGAUUCUACACGAUUUGACCGCCCAAAUCCCGCCAAACUUACCCGCCGAUUUGCGACGGAGCAUCACCGAAAGAGUCGCUCUCCGAUGCUUGGAGGAACUAUCCACCGCUCACGAUGCUCCUCCGGUCAGGCGGUCCGAACACAGCUUCGAUUUAUCGGAGAGCUGCGAGGAGGUUCUUAAACGCGUUUUGAAUGAGUCAGCAGAAGGUGAUGUGAGGAAGGAAGGAGGAGGGAGGUGGAAAUGGGAUAUUGAGUCCUUUACUAAGCACAAAAGAGAUCGCAUGCCGAAUAGUACUUUGGACAAGCUUAAAGAGUCGAUUGGUGAUGGUAGGCAUCCAUAUGCUGAAUUGUUAGGAAGAAAGAGUGGACUAGGAUCUGUUGCGGUGGCGGGGAGUGAUGGUAUUUUGAGGUUUAAUGGUGGAUGCUCUAAUGCUCCAAACAUUGGCGUUAGAGAAGAGCGGAAUGAUGAGAAUGGAUUGCCUUCCAAGAGGAGUAGGAUUGAGUUAGAUACUGAGAAAGUGGUAGAUGAAAACCAUGAGGAUGAUGGUUUGGGUGUGAUUUCCAAGAAGACGAAGAGGGAUGCCUCUUGUGCUUUGCAGUCUGCAGAGGACAACCCAGUUCCUUUAGCGGGAAGGCAAACGUUGGAACACUCACUGGAAAGGGAUAUUCCAGUUCCAGAGGGAGAAGGGCGUGUGUCGGAAUUUCAGAAGGAGGUAACAGAGGAAAGGUUGGUAGAAAAUCCUUGUGCAGAUAAAUCCAAAGAUGGUAGUAAUGGGUUUAGUCCUGAACCGACAACAUCAGGUGUUGGUCCUUCACAUGGAGCACAGCAUAAGGUUUCUGCUAAAGAUUCCAGUUGUAACAUUGAGCACGAGUUUCAUAUUGAAGUACGACAUCCUGUAUCUGUUGGUGGAUCCAAACAGAAGAGUAUUGUUGAUGAAGGCGGAGAUAAGAGUGAGCAUCUUCCUGAACCAACAACAUUGCGUGUUGCUCCUCCAGACAAAGCCCGGCAUAAAGUAUUUGCCAAAGAAUCUGUUUGCAACCGUGAGCAUGAUUCUCGUAUUGAUAUAACAGCUCGAGCAUCAGCAGAAGUAUCCCAGAAGAAGAACAUUGCUAAUGGAGCCAAAGACAAGUCACAGUUGGAUUACAUUUCCAUGGAGAAGCAUAAGUUCUUGAGCUCUAAAUGUACAUUGACUCGUUAUUGCAAUUCGACAGAGAAGGAUCAUUGUCUAAUGUGUAAUGGAGGUGGUCAGUUGUUGAUUUGUAGUACCAGUGAUUGCCCUUUGGUGUAUCAUGAAAGCUGCAUGGGUUCCGAAUUCAUCUCUUAUGUGAGCGGUGACAUUUACUGCCCCUUCUGUGCAUAUUGUCUACAUCUCAUGGAGUGUCUAGAAGUUGAGAAAGAAGCUUUGCGGUUAAGGAAGGACCUAUAUUUGUUUAAUUGUGUACUGGGAUCUUCUUAAGGAAGUCAUUAGAAUGGGCAUUUGGGAAGAAAAUUAAGAAAGUCAUUAGAAUGAACAUAUAGGAAGUCAAAUCGGAACAUGUAGUCAAUUUUGGAAUAGGGGGGGAAAUCGACAAGUAGUACCUCCUGCAUUUUUCAGAGAAUAUACAGAAAAAAGCAACUGCAACUGGUAGAUUACACUAUCUGUAUGAACUUUCGACAUUGAUUCCUGGUGAUCUUAAACAUUGAUGAUGAGUUGAUUAUCCCUGGUUUUACCAUCUGGUAGUGUGUUCUACAGAUUAUCCUAGUGCUUUGGUGUUCCAAUCUGAACAUUGGGCAAUAUAUGACACAGAGAUGCUACUUUUUGCUUAUCAAGAUUUCCAAUUGUUACAGUCUCGACAAU